AUGCCGCUGCAAAUCCGUCCAGGAAAACUCUCCGACGCAGCAGCCAUCGCAGAAAUCUACCUCUCAGCAUUCAACAACAAUGCAAUAUCCCUCCUCGCUUUUCCGCGCGAUAACCCAGCAUCCUAUAAUUGGUGGUACGAUAGCAUUAUUGAGGAAUUCGCAGAUCCUCAUGCGCAUUUCCUCUGUAUCUACGACUCUCCUACUCCCACCCCCAGCUCACCACCUUCCCAAUCCCCCAUAAUCGCAUUUGCAAAAUGGACCGAUGCAGAUACUCCUACUCAAAAUAGUGCGAUGCCGAUGCCGAAAUGGCCCGAAGGAGGCGAUCACGAGAUCGCCGAGCUCUUUUUCGGGACGCUGGCUAGGAAGCAUGGCGAGGUUAUGGGAGGCAGGAGACAUUGGUUUCUAGAGGCUCUGGCGACGAGGCCGGAGUGGCAGGGGAAGGGGGCGGCGGGGAUGCUGAUGAGGUGGGGGUUAAAGCGCGUGGAUGAGGAGGGGACGGAGGCGUAUCUUGAGGCUAGUCCGCAUGGGAAGCCGGUUUAUGAGCAUUUUGGGUUUAGGGAGGUUGAUCGGUUGGUUUUGGGGUUGGAGGGGCAGGGAGAGGGAGUUUUGGGUGAGAGGGAGUUUGUGGAGUGUUUUAUGGUGAGAGAUGUUGGCAAGGAAAGGGGGAUAGAUUUAAGUAUAUAA
Molecule: messenger RNA, 684 nt
Organism: Lachnellula hyalina
Lineage: Eukaryota; Fungi; Ascomycota; Leotiomycetes; Helotiales; Lachnaceae
Exons: 1
Coding region: 1-684 (227 amino acids)
Molecular function (GO): acyltransferase activity, transferring groups other than amino-acyl groups
Source: RefSeq, a predicted model, not a curated record